ACUUUGUGUAGAAAUAGCGCCAAAAGUAUUGUCGCUUUGAUUACACUCUCUUGAAGUGAGUUUGAUAUCAAUUGUGGUCAUCGAUGGACAACAAGAAGAAAGGUUUUGGUUUUGGUAAUAGAGGUAAUGCCGGAACAAAGUCUUCAUUUACCAAAACAAAGAAUUUUGAUGUAAAUUCAAAGCCAAACGAAUCACAACCGCCGAAGAAGUCUCGACAGAAUAAUGACGACAUCGACGAUGACUUGGAUGACAUUCACGACGAUAUGGAGUUUGAUUCUCAAGAAGAGUACAAUCAAGACGACAUGGAUGUGGUCGACGAUAUGUUUUCAGCGCCGGAAACCACUCAUAGCAACGUUCGGUGGUCUCGACCAGAAAGAGGUGAAGUGAAUGCCGAGACGGAUGACAUUAUAUUCCAACAAAUAGACAUCGAUUCAUACAUUGGACCCGUGAGGUCAGGAAUGCCCGGACCUAAAGAAGGAGUGGCACCUAUUAUGAGAAUGUUUGGCGUCACUGAUAAUGGUAUGUCAGUCGUCUGUCACAUACAUGGUUUUGCUCCGUAUUUUUAUAUCCCGUCACCGAAUAGUAUAAAGAAAGAGAAUUUGUCUCAAUUUAUGGACAAAUUAAAUAAAGCUGUCAUUCAAGAUAUGAGAUCCAAUAACGAUAACAUUGAAAAUGCUGUUUUGGCCGUUGAUAUUAUUCAGAAACAGUCUAUUUAUGGCUAUAAAGGCUAUGAAAAAAUACCAUUUCUUAAGAUAACGAUGUGUUUGCCACGAUUGGUGGCCGCAGCCGCGCGUAUUCUGUCAAAUAGCAGUGCUUUCUCUACUGAAGGCAUUCAGUCAUAUGAAAGUAAUAUUGAUUAUGACAUCCGAUUUAUGGUCGAUACACACGUUGUUGGCUGUAAUUGGAUUGAGUUGCCGGCCGGCACUUAUACUAUACGUAAUGUUGAAGAAAUGGACUCUCGCUGUCAAUUAGAAGUAGACAUUGCCUAUAAUAAGUUUAAGUCAUAUGAACCGGAGGGUAAUUGGUCUAAAAUAGCACCUCUUCGAGUAUUAAGCUUUGACAUUGAAUGCGCCGGAAGAAAAGGUAUCUUCCCUGAGCCAGAUAUGGAUCCAGUCAUUCAAAUAGCCAAUUAUGUUAUAAGACAAGGAGAGAGAGAACCGUUUAUUAAAGUGAUAUUCUGUCUGAAGGAUUGUGCGCCUAUUGUUGGCAAUGAAGUUAAGUGUUUUGAAGACGAAAAGAAAUUGCUUAAUGCUUGGGCUGACUUUGUCCGCGAAUGUGAUCCCGAUAUGAUUACUGGUUAUAAUAUUCAGAAUUUCGAUUUAGGAUAUCUUAUUGAAAGAGCCAAACAUAUCAAAUGUAAUACAUUUCCAUUUUUGGGUCGAAUUAAGAGAAGCCAGACAAAGGUCAGGACUAGAGUUCUUCAAUCAAAACAAUUGGGAAAACGCGAGAAUAAAGACAUUAAUAUUGAAGGAAGAGUUCAGUUCGACUUACUGUUGGUUUUGUUAAGAGAUUACAAAUUAAGAUCUUAUACAUUGAAUGCAGUCAGCUAUCACUUUCUUCAAGAACAGAAAGAAGAUGUCCAUCACUCGAUAAUUACUGAAUUACAGAACGGAACCGAUCAAACCCGCAAACGUCUGGCCGUCUAUUGUCUCAAAGAUGCUUUGCUGCCAUUGAAACUGAUUGAUAAAUUGAUGUGUAUUAUUAAUUACAUGGAAAUGGCGAGAGUGACUGGAGUUCCUCUGUCAUACUUAUUGACCAGAGGUCAACAGGUGAAAGUUGUAUCUCAAUUAUUACGUAAAGCCCUGGAACAGGAUCUGUUAAUGCCAUCUCUUAAGCCGGCACAAGGAGAUGACUUUAGCGGCGCUCUUGUCAUUGAACCGGUCAGAGGUUAUUAUGAUGUUCCCAUUGCGACUCUUGAUUUUGCGUCACUAUAUCCCUCUAUAAUGAUGGCACAUAAUUUGUGUUAUACAACUCUUCUUCAACCAAAAAAGAUUAACGAAAUGAAAGAGGAUCAGUACAUCCGGACGCCCGCCGGUAGCUAUUUUGUCAAAACAGAUGUCCGCAAAGGAUUGUUACCCGAAAUUUUAGAAGACUUGUUGGCCGCAAGAAAGAAAGCCAAAGAAGAUCUUAAGAAAGAAAAAGAUCCACUGAAAAGAAAAGUAUUAGACGGCAGACAAUUGGCUCUUAAAAUUAGUGCCAACUCUGUGUAUGGCUUUACCGGAGCACAAGUGGGUAAACUUCCGUGUCUUGAUAUAUCCCAAAGUGUGACGGCAUUCGGCCGACUGAUGAUAGAUUUGACCAAAAAAAGUGUCGAAGAAAUGUAUACAGUAGACAAUGGUUACCCUAAAGACGCUCAAGUUAUUUAUGGUGACACCGAUUCAGUUAUGGUUAACUUUGGUGUUAAAACGGUAUCGGAAGCCAUGAAAUUUGGUCAACAGGCGGCCAUUGAGAUCACCAAAAAGUUUAUCAGUCCUAUUAAACUUGAGUUUGAAAAAGUAUAUUUUCCUUAUCUUUUAAUUAAUAAGAAGCGAUAUGCGGGUCUUUAUUGGACUAAACCUGAGAAAUACGAUAAAAUGGAUUGUAAAGGCAUCGAAACAGUGCGUAGAGACAACUGUCCACUUGUGGCUAAUAUGAUUAGUACGUGUUUACAGAAACUUUUGAUUGAUCGCGACCAGGAGGGAGCCGUAGAUUACGCCAAACAAACAAUAUCUGAUUUACUUUGUAAUCGCGUAGAUAUUUCUAAUUUAAUUAUUACUAAAGAGUUAACCAAAAAUGAUAGCGAAUAUGCGGCUAAACAGGCACACGUAGAGUUGGCUCACCGAAUGGCCAAACGAGAUGCCGGUUCCGCUCCAAAACUUGGCGAUAGAGUGCCGUUUGUUAUAAUAGCUGCGGCUAAAGGAACUCCUGCUUAUCAAAAAUCAGAAGAUCCGUUGUAUGUAUUGGACAAUAAUAUUCCGAUUGACACUCAAUACUAUUUAGAGAAUCAGUUGUCCAAACCUUUGAUCAGAAUAUUUGAGCCAAUGUUUAAAGAAAGGACUGAAUCUGUUAUUUUAAGAGGUGAUCACACCCGAACCAAAACGGUGGUCACAUCUAAAGUGGGCGCACUCUCCAAGUUCACCAGCAAACGACAGACUUGUAUUAAAUGUAAAACACCGCUCAAUGACGACAAAUUAGCCACUUGUGACUACUGUGUUGAAGAUGAGCCCGAACUCUAUCAAAGUGAAGUACAGCGACUCAAUGAAUUAGAGGUUAAAUUCAAUAAAUUGUGGACACAAUGUCAAAGAUGUCAGGGAAGUCUUAUUGAAGAAGUCAUAUGCACGAGCUGUGAUUGUCCCAUAUUUUAUAUGAGAAAGAAAAUUAAAAUUGAAUUAUCGGAUCAACAAAAGAUUAUUCAAAGAUUUGGUGCAUCCGAUUGGUAAUCGAUUGAUAACACUUCUAUCAACAACUGAC
Messenger RNA from Oppia nitens, 3450 nucleotides. RefSeq names its product DNA polymerase delta catalytic subunit-like (gene PolD1). The record is from RefSeq and is a predicted model, not a curated record. Gene Ontology annotation, molecular function: DNA binding; DNA-directed DNA polymerase activity; nucleotide binding. Gene Ontology annotation, biological process: DNA replication proofreading; base-excision repair, gap-filling; DNA-templated DNA replication. The transcript has 5 exons. Bases 84 to 3419 code for a protein of 1111 amino acids. Gene Ontology annotation, cellular component: delta DNA polymerase complex. NCBI's taxonomy places the organism in Eukaryota, Metazoa, Arthropoda, Arachnida, Sarcoptiformes, Oppiidae.